GAAAAUGGCAGCAAGAAACCAAACAAAAGACCUUAAGUGUGCCACACAUCUCCUAAGUGAUAAAUUCAGAAACAUGACUGAGGAGAAGAAGGCAAUUGUGAGGGAUCUAGGAUUCGGUGGGUUGAUGCACAUCCCACCACUAAGGGUGCAUCACCAACUGUUAAGGGAGCUGGCAAACAACUUCAAACAUGGGGAGAACAGACUGGAAACAGGAUAUGGUUCUUUCAAAAUAACCCCAAGAAAGAUAAGUCAUGCGCUUGGCAUCAAUGCAACAGGAGAUCUGUUUCCUCAGAAAGUCGAGUAUAAGAAACUUUCUGAGGAUGACAAAAUAAUUUUUAGAAGAUUCCAGGGUAAGACCCUCAAAAGUCUUACCGAUGAGAUGAUGGAUAUCGGCGUUGGUAACGAAGAGGAACGCCUAAUGUUCAAGAGGAUUUUCAUCCUCUAUAUACAGAUGGCGUUCCUUUUGCCAACGACAAUAAACAAAAUCUCGCCUGUACACCUGGCCCCAAUUUUUCAGAUGGACAGCAUAACGGAUCGAAACUGGGGAGGGCAUGUUUUGACCUUUAUCGUCAAGGGCAUAACCGGCUACAAGGAGAAAAAGAAGAAGGCAAUUGAUGGCUGCCUCUUUGCCCUGAUGAUAAUAUACUUUCAUCUUUCUAAAAAUAAAGGCAAGAAGAGGGCUAAAAGACCACCAAAACCCUGGAUUGCCAACUGGAGUAAGGAGCAGUUGGUCGAAAGAAUGAAUGCAGAAACAGAGGAAAUUUUGGGGAUUGUAAACAUGGCUGAGACAUAUGAAAUAUCAAGUGAAGAUCUAGAUGAAUUGCUAAGGGGAAUCGUUGAAAAAUCUGCUACAGAGGGAAUACUGGCUGUGAACUUGGGAAGUGAUGAUCCUUCCUCUCAAGAACACACAGAACAUAGUGUAAACCAGCCGUCAAAAAGCAUAGUCCCGAUUCAAGUUUUUGUGCCGGCGUCCCAAACAACCACUGUGCCAGAACUUCAAGAAACACCUGAGACAGAUUUUGAGCCAACCCCUCUGAUACAGAUUGAAUGGACUACAGAAACGUAA
This is a messenger RNA of Arachis ipaensis, 1066 nucleotides long. NCBI's taxonomy places the organism in Eukaryota, Viridiplantae, Streptophyta, Magnoliopsida, Fabales, Fabaceae. The record is from RefSeq and is a predicted model, not a curated record.